This is a messenger RNA of Tetrahymena thermophila SB210, 8367 nucleotides long. Its product is annotated as cyclic nucleotide-binding domain protein. Gene Ontology annotation, molecular function: protein-containing complex binding; monoatomic ion channel activity. Lineage: Eukaryota; Ciliophora; Oligohymenophorea; Hymenostomatida; Tetrahymenidae. The record is from RefSeq and is a predicted model, not a curated record. Gene Ontology annotation, biological process: transmembrane transport; monoatomic ion transport. Gene Ontology annotation, cellular component: membrane. The transcript is spliced from 19 exons.
AUGAAGUACGUAAUUGGUCUUGAAUGGACAGUCGAAGCUAUGGUAGGCUCCAGCUUCGGAGAUGUUUAUCCUUCGACAGAAGGUGAGAUCUUUUUAACAAUAGUUUCUAUGGUUACUGGUGGUAUAUUUUAUUGUAAAAUAUUUUCAGAUUUCAGCAGUCUCUUAAAAAUCAGCCAACAAACCAAGAUGGAAAUAUGGGAAAAACAAGAAUAGGUAUAUCUGUUUGCAAAUAAGAAAUAGGUAUCCUAAAAGAUUUAUGAUAAAAUACAGCAUUUUUACAAUAAUUUUGAAGAUGGAUAGAAAAUAAUUAAUUACUAUAGUAUUAUUAAGGAAUUACCGACUUAGUUAUAACAAGAAGUAGCUCUGGAUAUUAAUGGUGAACUCAUUUCUAAUGUUUAAAUUUUUAAUUUAGGCUCGCCUUAGUUUGUUUUAAAAAUGAUUAAAAAGCUACAUCCUAAAGUAGCUGUUAAAGAUGAUUAUAUCAUUAAAAUUGGAGAGAUUGCAGAAGAAUUUUAUAUAAUUAGCAAAGGGAAAGUAGAAAUGCUUGGCGGUGAUAAAAAGACUGUAAAUAGAAUUUUAGAAAGUGGUUCUUAUUUUGGGGAAGUAGGUAUCUUACUCAAUCAAUAUAGAACCUGUUAUGUCAGAGCUUAAACAGAUUGUAUUUUGAUGUGCAUAAAAAAAGAAGAUUUCCUUUAGCUUUUAAAUUAGUUUCCAUAAGUUAAAGACUUUCUCAAAAAAGUCAGUUAAUAAAGGUUUGCCACAACUAAUUAUGAGAAUUUUAGUGCUUAAUAUUUACCUUAAAGUAGUUUUAAAUAAGAAAAUAUAAGCUAGCAACAUGUGCAAUUGAAAUAAAAUUUUUUUAAUUCUAAUCAGAAUAAUUUACUGCUUUAAAGACGAAAGAAAUUACCAUUUAUUGGUUUACGCUAGUGUGAUGAUUCAUAGUCUCAUAUUUAAAAUGAGUAAACUGAAGAGAUAUAAAAUCAAUAGCAGUAGAUUCAAAGUAGUGCAGAAAUAAUUUUUACUGAAGAAAGUAUUCAUUAAUCUUUUGACAAUUAAAACCUAAAAAGAAAAAUAUAGAAAAUAUAAUAAAGAAGUGACUUAAAGGUUUUAAUCUUAAAUGAAAAUAUUUUAAUUUUCUGGGUGUUGAUACUAUUAACGGUUUUAACUUAUAACCUCUUUUACUCCAUUUAUAGUAUUUGUUUUAAUGAUGAUUUUGAUUCUGAUUUAGCUAUUGUUUUUGAGGUUAUUAGCUUUGUAACAAAUCUUUUUGAUUCUAUAUUGUUCUCUAAGCUAUCAACAUUUUCCAAAAAAGACAAUGAUUUCAUUUUAAAUAAUAAAAAAAUAUUUUUUUAGUAUCUAAAUCAGGAGUUAUUUUUUGAUGUAUUGUCUACAGUUCCUUUUAGCAAUAUUUAUUAAUUAAUAUGUGGUAGUUUGAAUGUAAAAAAUGACACUUCUUUAGUUAGAUUGUUAAGAUUUUUAAGAUUAAUUAAAUUUAGAAGAUAUUGUUAAUAUCUCAUUAUUUUGCAAGACCAAUACAAAAUCUAAUUCAAAUAUAAUUCCUUCUUGACCUUAGCUUAUUUGUACUUUUUUAUGAAUCAUCUUAAUGCAGGGAUCAUGUAUAGAAUUUGCAAGUUUGAAUAUGAUAAUGCUGAUACUUCAUCCCUUGGUUUUUAAAUGAACAAUUACUCAAUUCAGUAGGAAAUACCUUUUAUGGUGAAAAAUGUUUAUGUUAACUUUUUAUAUUGGUCUUUCUGUGUAAGCACUCAAGGUGCUUAUGGAGAUAUUUGGGCUAUGACUUCAAUAGAAAAAACUUAUUAGGAUAUUGCAAAUAUUAUAUUUAAAAUAUACUUUUGUUACUUAUUUGCUCAUGUUUCCUUGAUUACUGAAGUAAAAAAAAGUAUGCUUGCACUGCAUCUUGAAGAGCUGGACUCUCUUAAACAAUGGUCAAAACUAAUAGGGUUGUAUUCAAAUAUAAAAGGUAGGAUUAGGAAAUUUUACAAUUACAAAUGGAUGAAGUAGAAAGGGAUAGAGGAUAACCAAAUAUAAGAUAGCUUGCUACCAGAAAAUAUCAAAGAAUAAAUAAUAAAAAAAGGAAUGAGAUUCAUAGUAGAAUUAAUUAAUCCUUAAGAUAAUCCAUUUUAAGGAGGAGCUAUUACCUAAUUUUUAAAAUAAUUUGAAAAAAUUUUGGUUCCUAGAGGUGAAUUUGUAUUUUAAAAAGGAGAUUUGGCUUAAGAGAUGUAUUUCAUAGAGGAAGGAAUAAUCUAAAUUGUAAAGUUUAAUGAUGACUUAAAAGAGGAAAUUUUAGGAGAGAUAUACAAAAACAGCUAUUUUGGAGGUCUAGAAUUUAUUAAUAAAGUUCCUACUCUUAGAAAGGUCUCAGUUAGAGCCAAAACAAAUGCUUGUCUUUAUAUGCUUAAAAUGUAGUCAUACAUAGAUAUUGUGUAGGAAUAUCCUUUUUGCAAGCUGUUUAUUGAAAAUCUUUUUCCUUUUAUGAAUAAAAAAGAGAAAAAAAUUUUGUAAGACUCAUUAACUUAAAUUAAUGUUGAAGAAAGUAGUUAGUAGAAUUUAAGUAGUUAUAAUAAGAGAAAAAAAUCAUUACAAAGCUAAAAUAUCUUCUUACACAAUAGCUCUAAUGUAGUUGAUUAAAGUAAUGACCAAUAAAAUAUUCUGAAAAGAUUAAACGAAAGCUAAAAGAGACUUAAAAUAAAAGUUAUAAAGUAAGAAAAUUUGGUUGUACUUAAUCAACAUAUUAUUUAUAAAAAUAAUGAGAAUAGCAACCAAGAAAUUCUAAUUUAUAAUGAAAUGAUUGGGUCUAUUAUUUAAACAAAACUCUUAUAUGAGAAGAUGUAUCCUCUUGCAACAUAAGAUCAGAUCAAACAGUAAAACAAUAAUUAAAUUUAAGUUGUUGAUGGUAGGAAUGAUUGUGGUGGAAAUAAUGAUGAAAAUAACAAUAAUAAUCAUUAAAUUGAAAGUUUAACACAUUUGUAGUCACCACAAGGAAACAUUUUUAGUAGAAUAUCAACUAAAUCAAAGAUAUUUUAAAGCACAAUUGCUUAACUUGAAAAUUAAAUUGAAGAUUUAGUAUAAAAAAAUUAACUGCUGCAGCAAUAACAAAAUAAAAAAAGAGUAAGUUUGUUUCAGUUUGAUGAAAGCAAUAAUAAUUUGUAAAAUCAUUAAAAGCUCCCUUAAAUAUAAAAAUAAUAGAAUGUAGAAUUGUGUUGUUUUAGCAAUAUUAAUUCAGAUGUAAAUUUAAUGGAUGAUAGUCCACAAAAAUAAGAAUACAAUUAAAAUACAGAAAGAAGAUAAUCAUCAAAUUAGUAAUAUCUCAAAAGUAUUUCUAGUUAAUACUAGUAAGCUUUACAUUAACAAAAUAAUAACUAAGUUAACAAAUAAAUUGCUCAUUUUAGAAGAUAAUCACAAGAUAACUCAUUUCUACAAAGCUUUAGUGAAAGGUAUUCAAAUAAUUUAUUGAAACCCAUUCUCGCAGGAACUGCUGACAGUUUGUCACAAAAAGUUAAUUUAAACGAUAUUAGAAAGAAAUCCUCAAUUCUAUUAAAUUUGCAAGAUUAAUUUUUUUUUGAUUACCUCUCAAGUCAAAAUAUUUUGAAAACUAAGCAACCAUUUAGCAGUGUGCCACCUUCGAUAGAUGAAUUUUUGUUAGAGUUAGACAGCUAAGAAUCUAAUGAUUCAGAGGAAGAGAGGAUUCAAAGUUAUUUUGAAAAUAAUUUGGAAAUAAAAGAUGAUAUUAUUGAUAUAAUUUAAAAAGAUUUUAAAAAUGUUUUAUUUAUUACAGAAGAAGAUUAAGAUGAAAUUCUAUAAAUGCUGAAUGAAUUAACAGACAAUGAAUAUAACUCAUGUCAUCAAAACAGUGAUGAAAAAAAAUAAUGUAUGUUUUAUGAUAAUUCAGAGUAAGAAGCUAAGCAAUAUAAUUGCAUAAAUACAAAUAAAGCUAAUUAAGAAUUUGUUUAAAAUAUUUAAGAAGAUAUUUUAUGUAACGAUAAUCUAGAGGAUAUUUAAAUAUCAGUAUUAAAUUAAAAUAUCUCAUUUUCUUAACUUAGUUUUGAUUUGGAAGAAAAAAUUGAAUAAAAUAAAAAUAAAACAUAUUUAAAGAAUGCAUUAAAUAUAUUAAAGAUUUUGUCUCAAGUAGAGUAUCAAGUAUCUUUAGAUUAGUAUUAUUUUACAUUGAUAAUUCCUCUGCACAUAGCUUUCACAACUAUCUCAUUUUACAACCCCAUUCUCAUUAUAAUUGAAAUUUUAGUUAUGCUAAAUGAAGUAAGAUAUUUGGUAAAAUUAAUUUAAUCUUAUAAAAAUACCAAUCAAGAAAUAUCUCAGUUAAAAGUUAUUCAAAGAGUGAAGGAAAUGAAUAAACUGCAAGAAAAAAUAUACUUACAAAAGAAUUUAAAAAGAAGAAAGAUAAAGCUUGCUUAUAUAAUUUUUACUCAAGUUCUUUUGUUGAUUCCUUUUUCAAUGAUUUUUGAUUUAAUUGAACUAGAACAUAGAAGAGACAAAUAUAUUUUAAUAUACCUUUAAUUGAUAAGAAUACUUCCUUUCUAAAGAUUAUUCAAUAUUUUAUCCAAACUGAGAAAAAGGAAUAUUUAUUUAUGCAAAGUAAUUGAAACAUUGAUUAUGUAUUUGUUAAUGUGCCACGUUAUAGGUUGUAUACUCAUAGUAUUAGGAAAUAUCGAACCUGAUUUUAAUGGAUCUUGGAAAAUUAAAGUACCUGCUCCACAAAACAAUUUUCCUAAUAAUUAUAGAGAUAAACUAGAAAUAAGCAAUUAAAGCUUAUACUUAUAAGCAGUUUAUUGGGCUUAUGUUACUACUUCUCAUGUAGGUGUUGGUGAUGUAACAGGAGUUAAUCUAAGAGAAAAAUUAUAUAGUAUAUUAAUUAUGUUCCUGUCUACAUUCACCCAUAUUAUAUUCUUUGGAAACUUCGCUUCAAUGGCUAAAGAUGCCGGUUUUAUUCUUAAAAUAAAGCUUGAUUAAAAGUAUGAAAGAGUAAUUAAAGCUGUCAGAAAUAUCAAUCUCACUUCUUUCUAGAUUCAAGUCGAAUCUUACUUCAACUUUAUAUGGAAUGAUUGUCUGGGAGUAGACGAGAAUUAGAUCGUUGAGAAAUUACCUUUUUCAUUGAAAGUAGACAUUCUAAAGAAGAGAUAUAAAAAUUGUAUUAAUAAGAGUAGUCUGUUCAAACUAAACUCUUGGUAGAUAGAUAUGAAUGUAGUUAAUUCAAUCUUGAGAUUCAUGAAAGUUAAAAUAUAUUUGCCAAAUGACAUAAUCGCAGAGGCUGGUAGAUCAUAUGAAGAUUUAUAUAUUUUCUUACAAGGAAAAGUAGAAGCCUUUUAAUUUAAUGGAAAAAAAGCUUAUGAAGGUGAAAUAGGCUACUAUUUUGGGGGAUCGCUAGAAAAAUUGCCUUUGACUGUUUACUAUCAAGCAAAAAAUAUUUGCAAAGUUGGUGUUAUUGAAAAGCAAUAAAUGUAAUAUCUUUAGAUAGUAUUUCCAGAUUGGUAUCAAAAACUAAUUAGCAGAUAAAAAAGAAAUUAUUCGUCUUAACUCUUAAAUUUAAGUUUCUUCUAAGAAAAUAUCCGCAACACCAAAAUAAUAAUUAACAGCAAAAAUAGAAUGAUAAAUUAUGAAAUCAGCGAUAAGUUAAAAGAACACUAUGAGCAAAUAGCAGCUAAUUUUUUUGAAAUAGAAAUAAGUAAAGAUAAGUAGCAUGAUAAGCUAGAAGAUAUACAAGUAUUUGAUCAAUUUAACAUGACUGAAGAAGAUUUAUCAGAAAGUUAGCAAUGUAACGCGAAUGGAUUCAAUCGCUAAGUUACAAUUAAUGAACCCCAAUCCCCAAAAGAGAAUGAUGUGGAGAGAUUUAGAAGAAGUAGAGAUAUAAAUAAAACAAUGAUUUGGAACUUUUAAAAUGUUUCCGUUUAAAAAAGCUAAGUGACUAUGUCAGAUUAUAAAAUUCAGAAAAACUAAACUUAUAACUAGCCAUUUAUUAUUUGUCUGCCUUAAAAGAGUAAGAAUCAAUAGUCUUAAGGAAAAUCUAGAGUUAAAGACAUGAUAAUUCUUCAUUUUAGUUACAUAUAUAAGCUAGUUUAAAUUAAAGAUGCAAGAUAUAAAUACUUUUUACAUCCUCAUUCUUCUGCUUCCUUCAUACUAUAAAUCAUCAAUCUUGUAUUUACCUUAUACAGUUUGAUUUUCACUCCUAUAUAUGCUUGUUUUGGCCUUCAAAUAUCCACUCUCCCUAUAUUCUUUGAAGUACUUCACACAGUCUAUUUAUGCUUGCAGUUAUUUAUAGAUUUAAGAACUCCAUAUUUUAAACAAGGAGUGCUUGUUACAAACAGUAAGAAGAUAUUUGUAGAUUAAUGGAAGUAUAAAAGUCUAAAGUUAAGAAUGAUUUGUAUACUUCCAUUUAACAUAAUUCUUUGGAAAAUUAACUAAAAUUAUUAGGAUAUAUCAUUUAUAUUAAAAUUAUUUUUGCUUUUACUGAGAGGAAUAAGGACUCUGUAGCUCUUUGUUCUAGAUGAAAUUCUCUUAAAAAUUUCAAUAUAAAACAAAUCUAAACAAAAAUUCUUAGAAAUUCUAACAAGUUGUAUAAAAUUCUUACUCUGGUGGCAUUAAUUUUCUUCUAUUUGGAUAUGGUAUGCAUAUAAUGUUUCUCUCCCGAAUUUUCCAGAAUAUAAUUGGGUAUAAACAAAUAAUUUAUAGGAAGCUUCUUUACUUGAGAAAAUAUUAAAUUGUCUAUUCUUCGUAAUGAGUACAGCUACUACUUGUGGCUAUCCAAGCAUGAAAUCCAAUAAUGAUAUGGAAAGAAUAUUUUUUAUUUUAACUAUAUAUUUUGGAAAUGCUAUUAUAGCUUAUGGGUUUGGACUUAUUGCUGAGUAAUCACUUUUAUUGCCUGAAAAAUAUCAAGAAAUCAAUAAUAAAAUUAAACAGUUUAGACUUUUAUUAAACGAUGGUUAAGUUGAAUAAGUUAAUAAAUAAAUUCAUAAAAAGAUAGAACAUUGCUAUUUGUACAAAUUACAUUCAAACUUAUCAGUUGACUAGGAUCUGAAACAAAUUCAGUCUCUUAUUCCUUAGACAUUAUAUGAUUAGCUUUAUCUUAGCCAUUAAACAAAAUACUUACAGAAAAUACCAAUUUUACUAGAGUUAACUAAGUCUAUUAGAUUCAGAGAUAUAUAAAAGUACAUAGAACUUAAGAUUUUCUUGCCUUAUGAUUUCAUCAAUACAAAAAAUUCCCAUAAUUAAAAUUUAUAUUUUGUGAGCAAGGGUAGUGUGAAUAUUCUUUCACCAAAAGAGGAUACUGUACUUAAAACUCUAAAUGAAGGAGAGUAUUUCAGCUCAGUAACUUUAAAUAGAUAUGGAAAAGUUUAUUUAUGCAAUACCUUUACCCCUAAUUUUGCAGAAGUAGUUUAAAUUAGAUUAAAAAAUAUCAAAUAAGUUUUCAAUACUUUUCCUGAACUCAAAAAAACAAUAUAAAAAAAAGCAAGGAAAUAAACACAUAUUAUUUUAUCAGAAAAUGAAUUUUAAAUGAAUAUUCUUACUAAUUUUUUAGAAGAUGAAGAAGAAUAAAUAAAUAAUUAUUCAAAGUUCAGAAAAAUAAGUAAUAAAGAUAAUGAUUUAAGUUAAUCCAGAAUUUAGAACGAAUAAAAUCAAAAUAUUUCAGAGGAAUAAAAUUCAUCAAGCUAUGAAAAUUUAAAGAUGAAAAAUUUCAUUAAAAACAUUCAAAGCAAAAGUUAGAAAUAAAGGUUUAACAUUUCAUUACCUAAUUUGUGUUAAGUUAACCAUAAUUAAGAAAAAUAAUUUAACAAUUCAUAGUAGAAUUUAUAAAAAGAAAAUAUCAGCACAAAAAUUCCUUCAAUGAGUAAGAAAAGUUUUAAUGAUAUUAAAAGGGAUUUUCUACUUGAAGACGAAGAUGGGUAUAUAGUAACUGAAUAUAUUUGCACUGAUGAAAGAUAUUCUUCAAGCGACUGUUCCUCAAGUUCAAGCAAUCAAAGCUCUAUAGAUAGUGAGGAUUAAAGUGAUUUUAAUUAAAAUCUAGCAAUUUAUAAAAGAAAAUCCUAUCCUACUUCAAAACCCAUGCAAUAUUUCAAAAGUAAAGAAGCUACUAAAGACAAAUAAAUUAGUAGCUUUAAAAAAUAUUAAAUAUAAAAGGAGCUAAAAAAAGAGUUUAAAUAAGUUACUUAGAAUUAAAAUGAUAGCUUAUAUUAAAAUAAAGAAUAAUGGUAGACAAGCAGUUAUCCUAAAAACAUAGCUCUGUUUGAACAAAGUAUUAUUAAAUAUUAUUUACUAUAAGUAAAUUUAUUCAUUUUUUUUAAAUUAAAGUACGAAAAAUUUCUAGCUCUAAAAUUAAAAAGUAAUAUACUUAGACCUUGA